Messenger RNA from Cephus cinctus (wheat stem sawfly), 2691 nucleotides. It is a transcript of the gene cactin, whose product is annotated as cactin. Lineage: Eukaryota; Metazoa; Arthropoda; Insecta; Hymenoptera; Cephidae. Gene Ontology annotation, biological process: mRNA cis splicing, via spliceosome. Gene Ontology annotation, molecular function: protein binding. Gene Ontology annotation, cellular component: spliceosomal complex; cytoplasm. The record is from RefSeq and is a predicted model, not a curated record. The transcript has 6 exons. Bases 95 to 2221 code for a protein of 708 amino acids.
GCUGUUUCAGGGCCACUUUCUGGAACGUUAUUUAGUUUUAAGGUUAUGAAUUGUUAAGAAAGUGGUACUAAGCGUUUUUAUUGUAUUAUUGAAGAUGGAACGACAUUUGUGUAGAGAUGAAUAUUCUAAAUUUCGUGAAAGUGAUCAAAAUCAACGUCGUCAAGAUAAACUAAAAGAUGGAGCUCAUGAAGAUGAUUACAAACAUCGUUUCGAGUCUUCGAAAUCUAAGCAUAAACAUAAACGUAAAAAAUCAAAGGAAGUUAAAAAGAAAUCAGGGAAACAAAAUGAUUCUUAUACAAGUAAAAAACAUUUGAAACAUAAAAGUAAAAAAAGGAGUUCGUCAUCAUCUUUUGAUGAUUCAUCUGAUUCAUCAGAUUCAUCGGCUAACUCUAUCAAACUGUUAGAGAAGCUUCACAAGCAACGGCAGAAACAAGUUGAGGAACGUAAGAACCAAAAAGAAAUGUUGAAAGCAACAGAAACACCAGAGGAAAAAAGAUUUCGACGAUUAAAGAAGAAAGAAGCCAAAGAGCGAAAACGUAAAGAAAGAAUGGGAUGGGAUAAUGAUUAUUUGCAUUAUACAAAUACAGAUAAUCCAUUUGGAGAUGGAAACUUAUUAUCGACUUUUGUUUGGUCUAAAAAGCUUGAGAAAGAGGGACUUCUCGGUGUCAGCAGGGAAGAACUUGAAACUAGAAAUAGAUAUAAACAAGAGGAAAAUAGACGAGAGUUGGAAAAAGUGAAAAAAAGACGGCAAGAAAGAGAAUUGGAAAGACAACAAAGAGAGGAAGAAAUGACUAUGUUACAAAGAGGAAAGGAAGCUGCACAAUUGGAACAGUGGGCAAGGCAGGAAGAUCAGUUUCAUUUGGAACAAGCUAGAUUGAGAUCACGUAUUAGAAUCCAAGAUGGUCGAGCAAAGCCAAUCGAUCUUUUGGCAAAAUACAUUAGCGCAGAAGAAGAAGUUGAUGCUGUCGAAAUGCAUGAACCUUAUACGUAUCUUAGGGGAUUACAUGUGAAAGAUUUAGAAGACCUCAUUGAAGAUAUUAAAGUGUAUAAAGAAUUGGAGAGAGGAAAAAAUUUGGAUUACUGGAAUGACAUAACAGUCAUUGUUGAAGACGAACUACAUAAGUUACGAAAAUUAGAACGAUCGGAGUAUGAAGUGGCCAUCGGACGCAGAGAAGGGAUUCAUGAAUCUGUAGCUAAAGAUGUUACUGCUAUUUUCAAAGGAAAGACUGCUGCACAGUUGAAAGCUUUACAGCAACAGAUUGAGUCAAAAAUUACUGGAAAACCAGAAGGAGUAGAUAUCGGAUAUUGGGAAAGUCUUUUGUCUCAAUUGAAAGCUCACAUGGCAAGAGCUAGGUUAAGGGACCGUCAUCAAGAGAAUUUACGGAAAAAAUUGGAAGUUUUAAUUGCCGAACAAGGUGUUGCUAAAACAGAAAGUGAAGCGGAAGGUUCGCAAGCACCUAGCGAGCAUUCUGCAAAACAUGACGAGCCUUCUACAAGUAGUAAAAUUGGGAAAAGCGAUGAGAGUCAAUCAGAAGAGGAACAAGAGUAUUCGAAUAUGACGAACGAUCUGUUAUCUGAAUCCUUUUGUGAAUACGAAACCGGUGGUUAUUCACCAACAUACAUGACACCAUCCCAGUUGGAGCCAGGCACUAUUGUUGCUUUGGAAGAAGAUGACAAUCAGCGUCUGGAAUAUGCACGCAGUCUAGUACUCAAUACUGGUUGUAAAGUACAAAAUGUAAUGACAGUCGAAGAACAAGCCAUGCACAGAGAAGCUCGUAAAAAUAUGGGCUCCGAUGAAGCACAAUUUAGCGUCGAGUCAUCCUUAGAAGCACAAAUCUAUCUAUGGUCGGAUAAAUACAGACCUCGAAAACCAAGAUAUUUCAAUCGUGUUCAUACGGGUUUUGAAUGGAAUAAAUACAAUCAAACUCAUUACGACAUGGACAAUCCACCACCAAAAAUUGUACAGGGCUACAAAUUCAAUAUUUUUUAUCCAGACCUGAUUAAUAAGAAUACUACGCCGGAGUAUUUUUUGACGCCUUGUGCGGAUAACAAAGAUUUUGCUAAUCUUCGCUUCCACGCAGGGCCACCUUAUGAGGACAUUGCAUUCAAGAUCGUCAACAGAGAGUGGGAGUAUUCAUAUAAGCGAGGUUUUAGGUGUCAAUUUCACAAUAAUAUAUUCCAACUAUGGUUUCACUUUAAAAGAUAUCGAUAUCGUCGGUGAAUUAUAUAUAAUUUUCUAUUCAUAUACUUUAUCAGACAAAUCUUGUUUCCUGGAUUUUAAUAACGUAUAUCAUUAUACGUUAUUUAUAUAUUUCUUAUAUACAUACCGUAUAUCACAGAAAAGCAGAAUAAUGCAGAAAAUUAAAAACUACUAAAUUGUUAUUUUGAACCUUUCUGCUUUAUGGUGUUCAUACUCCAGUAACAUUCAUAAUAGAUUUAAGCCAAUUUGUAUUUUGUAUUAUGUGUAAGGUGUUGGAGCAUAUGGAACAACGAUAUACAUAAAUGCACAUAUGCAUACACACAAUAUUACAAUUCUUGAACUAGCAAACAGAUACAAGUUCAUUGAUAUACAAAAACGCAAACAAACACUACUCGAUUGAACUAGGCACUUGUUUAUACCUAGUUCUGUCACGCCAGUCCUGCAAAAUGAAAUAAACCCAAAAGACGCAUUAUAUUAUACUCAUUGCCGCA